AUGGCCGAAGUGGCUCCCUCGGUGCCGAGACUUAGCAGAAGCGCAAACGCGUGCCAGAGGUGUCGUCGGCGCAAGCAGAAGUGUGACUUGCGUCUUCCCAAGUGCACGAGCUGUCAUACGGCCGGCGUUCCUUGUAUGACUUAUUCUCCCGGCAAACAGUCCGAAGUCCAGAGAAACUAUGUCUCCAACCUCGAGAAACAGGUUGAACGGCUAAAGGCCGAAGUAGAAGAGCUUAGAAGGGAAGGCCCGAGGAGCAACGAUGCCUCACCGAGCGAGUAUCCUCGCCAAAGGAUAGGGGUGCAAUCAAGCGAGCAGGGAGAGAGUCCUGACGGAAUGCUAAAUCCUGACCGGCAGGAACUGAACUCCGAUCCCAGAGAUCUCGUCAGGACCAUUGGGUUGGUGGCGCUAGAAAGCACCAGCGAGCCACGUUUCAUGGGAACCAGCAGCGGGCUUAGUUUCGCGAAGAUGGUAAUGGGGGCGAUCAGAUGCGAGCAACCCGCUCCUCCCCCCACGAGCGGAGCGCAUGAGCCGAUCCAGCAUUCUGCUACUACUCCAGGAAUAACUUCGUCUUUGCCCCCUCGCCACGUGGCUGAUCACAUCGUUGAAGUCUACUACCAGCACCGAACCCCGCAUUUCGCUAUCCUGGAACGUCACCAGGUUGAACGGGCAGUUGACAAUGUAUACAAGAAUGGCUUUUCGGAAGUGCAUGAUUCACGCACACGCAUCAGUGUAGAGAAAGAUCUCUUUACAACAUAUAUGAUCCUCGCGACUGGCUUGUGCGGGAUUGCUAAAGACGAGAAUAGUCGGCCGAUGCAAAGUGAAGGUUGUUUCAACUCGGCUAUGAGAUCGCUUGACGCAGUUUUUGUCUACCCCAGGAGUGAUCUGCAGACCCUUGGUGCAAUCUUGUUAUUGUGUCAGUACGUGACAUUGUGUCCGUCCAAAGGCAACCUGUGGCAGCUUAGUGGGACCGCUCUGAGACUGUGCAUCGAGAUGGGCUUGCACUGGGAAGCAGGGUCUGCCUCCAAAUUCGACCCAGUAGUACAAGACGAAAGAAGACGGCUGUUUUGGGCGAGUUACAACUUCGACAGAGCGCUUGUUAUAACACUUGGGAGGCCGUUUGGCAUCAUCGACCAAAGUAUCAAUACCGGCCUUCCCGAUCCUUGGCUCAAUGUGACGAACCGUCAAGAGCCACGCAAUCCGGCGGGGUUCGACGAGAUCGAUAUCCAUCAUAAACGUGCCGCCAACCACCUCACUGCGCUCUACAAGCUACAGUCCGAAAUCAAACAAGUCUGUUACCAGCAGAUGAAAGGCGCAAGCCUGGCAUUUCCACUACCAGACUACAACCUCUGGAUAAGAGACAUUCAUCCCAGGCUAGAGCAAUGGAAGGCCAACACACCCCCACUUGAUAAAGCGCAUCCUCAGAGCAUAUUUGCCUCUCAGCACUGGUGGGACGCAAUGUACAGCAGUGCACUUUUAUUGCUAUAUCGACCUAAUCCACUCGUCCCAUGUCUAACACCGUCAUCGCUAAAUAUCUGCUUUGAGGUGUCCUGCAGUAUUAUCACCAGUAUUAAAAUGCUAUAUCGCGAGCAGAGAAUUGAGACCCCGUGGACCUGGGUUCACCGACUAAUUCUUGCCGGGCUGACCAUGGUGUACUGUGUCUGGCACUCGGAUGAAGUCCUCAAUCGGAUUUCAUUUCAAGAUCUGAUGGACACGACACAGCGGUGCAGCAGUGUUCUCGCUGCUCUGGCGGAGCGCUUCCCUGGCGCUGCCGGAUGCAGAGAUGCGUUUGAGAUGCUGUCCGUCACAACGCUCAAAUGGUUCGUCGCCAAGGAUUCCCAUGUGAUGCACCAAGAGGAAUCGUCUUUCAGCAGGUUUCUGCAGACGAUACAGCAACAGGCAGAUAGUUCUGCGGGUAUGAAUACGCGAACGUCGCGCCCUCAAGAGGACGAUUCGAUGUUACUCCUCCCCGAGGAUCCGCUGGAAUUCGGAGAGUCCCUGGCAUCUGCUGCACAGUGGCCACCACUUCGUAGAGAUUAUGAUUGGGCCCUGGAAUCAAUGUUUGACGACCUUCCGGACUUCACUUUCAGUCGUUGAUGGGCAUUCAAGCACCGACAUUUGGCUUUCACUAAUAUGUUUGAAAAUCCCACGUAGACUUUCGUGGGCAGGAUAGUCACUGUGAUGACAGACUGACUUAUAUAAAUCCAGGCGCAAAGAAUCGGUUGGCUUUUCGUCCUCAGGCGUCUGGUUGUAGCGUAGACAUGGCGUUUAGGGUUGGGUAUGGAGGUGACUGCCAUAAUGAAUUGGAUGACUAUUUAAUCAAGUCUUGACUAUUUUCCGG
This is a messenger RNA of Amorphotheca resinae ATCC 22711, 2338 nucleotides long. RefSeq lists its product as hypothetical. The record is from RefSeq and is a predicted model, not a curated record. Gene Ontology annotation, molecular function: sequence-specific DNA binding; DNA-binding transcription factor activity, RNA polymerase II-specific; zinc ion binding. The transcript has 2 exons. Gene Ontology annotation, biological process: positive regulation of transcription by RNA polymerase II; DNA-templated transcription. The coding region runs from base 1 to 2094 and encodes 697 amino acids. Lineage: Eukaryota; Fungi; Ascomycota; Leotiomycetes; Helotiales; Amorphothecaceae.